CGACGGCGUCGCUAGACUUCUCUCCAUUUACUUUCUUUCUUCUAUAGAGGCAUAGACUAGACAUUUAGAUAUGACUAGAUCUCAGUACCCAUUCUGGCUCGGUGGUGUUGCGGCUUCGAUGGCAGCAUGUUGCACACACCCACUAGACUUGACCAAAGUUCGGAUGCAGACGCUAGCAAAUAAAUUAUCCGGUCCCAAACCACCCUCGACUUUCCGUGUUCUUCGAAUAGCCAUCACAGAGUCAGGAAUACGCAGUCUUUACACCGGCCUUACAGCAUCGUUACUACGACAAAUGUCAUAUUCCUUGGUCCGUCUGGGAAGCUAUGAUGAGAUAAAGAGGCGGCUGGCAAGAGAUGGUGUCCCCAGCACAGGACAACUACUGUUCGCUGCUGGUCUUGCUGGCGGCUUGGGUGGUAUUGCAGGAAAUCCCGCAGACAUUCUUUUGGUUCGAAUGACAACAGACCAAUUACGUCCUCCGACCGAGCGGUUCGGUUAUUCUAAUGCGUUGAGUGGAUUGGUGAGCCUUAUCAGACAGGAAGGGGUAAAGGGUUUGUACAGGGGACUUGGGACCAAUACUUCCAGAGCGGUCUUGAUGAACAUAUCACAGGUUGGGUCCUAUGACUUUUUCAAGCAACGCCUACUUGGACGACGUUUACAACCCUUUGAUUAUCAAUUCCGGGACGGUGUUGGCUUGCAUUGUGCAGCCAGUGUGAGCGCUGGGUUUGUCGCUACAACCAUCUGCGCCCCUUUUGACGUGAUGAAGUCGAGACUGAUGUCCGUCUCUCAUAAUGCAAGCGUGGUGGAAGUCUUUGUCAAGUCAAUGAGAGAGGAGGGCCCUCGAUUCCUAUUUAAAGGAUGGACACCCGCUUUCAUUCGCCUCGGUCCGAACACAGUUCUGCUCUUUGUUUUCUUCGAACAAUUGAAGAAACUAUGGAGUAACUGACGACUCGAUUACUGCACAACUUCGUUCUGUCCACCUUAUUCUCACUAAUUGGUAUUGGAAGAAGUAUAGAAACAAACAUAGAUUGCUUUUUUUCUCUCGGCGGAAUAGCGGAUUCUGUUUACAUUCUGCAGGCGCACCAAUAAUUUACCUCCUGUACGAGUUGCGUUCCGGUGAGAUCGCGGUUAAUAGUCAUUCGCACGCCUACGACCGCAACAGCCUGGAUAUUACAACUUUACGCGGUUCAAUGGAGUAACUGGAAGCUUAACGAAUGCAUCUACCAUUCGUUAUCGAACGAACCGUAUUCACCUUAUCAUUUUUG
Fomitiporia mediterranea MF3/22 is the source of this 1262-nucleotide messenger RNA. RefSeq names its product mitochondrial carrier. NCBI's taxonomy places the organism in Eukaryota, Fungi, Basidiomycota, Agaricomycetes, Hymenochaetales, Hymenochaetaceae. Gene Ontology annotation, biological process: mitochondrial transport; phosphate ion transmembrane transport; succinate transmembrane transport. The coding region runs from base 71 to 943 and encodes 290 amino acids. Gene Ontology annotation, cellular component: mitochondrial membrane. The record is from RefSeq and is a predicted model, not a curated record. Gene Ontology annotation, molecular function: malate transmembrane transporter activity; antiporter activity; oxaloacetate transmembrane transporter activity. The transcript is spliced from 9 exons.